GUCAGAUUCAGGACAGGACCAGGUCAGAUUCAGGGCAUGGUCAGAUUCAGGACAGCACCAAGUCAGAUUCAGGACAGGACCAGGUCAGAUUCAGGACAGGACCAGGUCAGAUUCAGGACAGGACCAGGUCAGAUUCAGGACAGGACCAGGUCAGAUUCAGGACAGCACCAGGUCAGAUUCAGGACAGCACCAGGUCAGAUUCAGGACAGCACCAGGUCAGAUUCAGGACAGGACCAGGUCAGAUUCAGGACAGCACCAGGUCAGAUUAGAACAGGACCAGGUCAGAUUCAGGACAGGACCAGGUCAGAUUCAGGACAGCACCAGGUUAGAUUAGAACAGGACCAGGUCAGAUUCAGGACAGCACCAGGUCAGAUUCAGGACAGCACCAGGUCAGAUUCAGGACAGCACCAGGUCAGAUUCAGGACAGCACCAGGUCAGAUUCAGGACAGCACCAGGUCAGAUUCAGGACAGGACCAGGUCAGAUUCAGGACAGGACCAGAUCAGAUUCAGGACAGCAUCGGGUCAGAUUCAGGACAGCACCAGGUCAGAUUCAGGACAGCACCAGGUCAGAUUCAGGACAGCACCAGGUCAGAUUCAGGACAGCACCAGGUCAGAUUCAGGACAGCACCAGGUCAGAUUCAGGACAGCACCAGGUCAGAUUCAGGACAGCACCAGGUCAGAUUCAGGACAGGACCAGGUCAGAUUCAGGACAGGACCAGAUCAGAUUCAGGACAGGACCAGGUCAGAUUCAGGACAGCACCAGGUCAGAUUCAGGACAGCACCAGGUCAGAUUCAGGACAGGACCAGGUCAGAUUCAGGACAGCACCAGGUCAGAUUCAGGACAGGACCAGGUCAGAUUCAGGACAGCACCAGGUUAGAUUAGAACAGGACCAGGUCAGAUUCAGGACAGCACCAGGUCAGAUUCAGGACAGCACCAGGUCAGAUUCAGGACAGCACCAGGUCAGAUUCAGGACAUCAGUGACGUUCCUCAGUAAACCAGACAGAGACAAGGCUGCAGGAUGAGAUACCCAUCAUCCACAGAACAGUACAACCACAACACACAGUUCAGUAAGCAAUAAAGUGUCUCGUCUGUCAGGCUGGGCUGCUGUGUCCCGUAGAAAAACUCCUCCCUCUGAAGGACUAGAGUGGAGAGAGGAGGAGAGAGAGGGAGAGGAGGAGGGUAGGAGAGAGAGGGAGGGGAGGAGAGGGAGGGAGAGGAGGAGGGGAGGAGAGGGAGGGAGAGGAGGAGGGGAGGAGAGAGACGUGAUCCUGGGCUGCUGUGUUCCAUCGUAAAACAACUCCCUCUGACUAAUUGGUUUUAUAAGAGCAUCCAGGGACGAGAGAGAGGGAGAGGAGGAGAAAGAGAGGGAGAGGAGGAGAAAGAGAGGGAGAGGAG
This is a messenger RNA of Oncorhynchus keta (chum salmon), 1396 nucleotides long. RefSeq lists its product as uncharacterized. The transcript is spliced from 4 exons. Lineage: Eukaryota; Metazoa; Chordata; Actinopteri; Salmoniformes; Salmonidae. Bases 37 to 1023 code for a protein of 328 amino acids. The record is from RefSeq and is a predicted model, not a curated record.